AGUUCGCCCCGGCCUUUUUUUCUCUCCUCUUUUAAGUUAUUUUUGGGUUAUUGACAAUUCAAAUAAAAUCAAAAGCACCCAAAUUUCCUUACCAUGUCGGAAGCAAAAGGAAUGGUGUCUUGGGAAUUAGAAUGGCUCUCCUCGGAUCAAACAUAACAGGCGAGGUUGGACUCCGUUUGCUUCUUUGUCCUCUUGGUUCCAACGUUGUAAUUCGAACAGCAUGCUGUACUGUGGGAAUUGCUUUGCCUGUGUACUCUACGUUCAAGGCAAUUGAAAAUAAAGAUGAAAAUGCUCAACAUAGGUGUCUUCUCUAUUGGGCAGCCUACGGCUCAUUCAGCCUUGUUGAAGUACUCACAGACAAGCUUAUUUCUUGGUGUCCUAUAUACUAUCACCUGAAGUUUGCAUUUCUUGUUUGGCUUCAACUUCCACCUACAAGUGGAGCAAAACAGUUAUAUGUUAACCACUUGCGCCCCCUCUUGUUGAGGCAUCAAGCACGAAUUGAUCAAGUCUUAGGUCUUGCAUACUGUGAAGUGAUCAAACUUGUGAGCUCAUAUCAAACAGAGAUCCAGUUUGUCAGGAACAUGGUAGUAAAGAUAACCGGAUCAGCGGAUCAAAUGUUGAGAGGCGCCACUGAAUCAGAUAGAUCGCAGCAACAUAGCUCAACUGAGGAUCCUGCGGUGCCCUUUGAUUCUGAGCCCGACCCAAGCAACAAUGGCUAAUCAACCAGAAGUACUUAGUGGACUGAGACCCAUGAAUUGAUGAGUGCUGUCCCCAAGAGUUCCCGUUAAGCGUGGAAUAUAAGAGACUGGACUACUAUUAUUUUUCCCAAAUGUUCUUGAUAUCCUUUUUCAUUGAAGAGACCCGAAGUUUUCUCUUGAUAGGAUGUGUAGUAGAUAAAACUUCUUGAGUCAAAAUUUAUAUUGGUCUUUUAGGUCGUACGGAUCAUUUAAGUCUUAAAUUUUGAACAUUUUUU
Molecule: messenger RNA, 973 nt
Organism: Abrus precatorius (Indian licorice)
Lineage: Eukaryota; Viridiplantae; Streptophyta; Magnoliopsida; Fabales; Fabaceae
Product: HVA22-like protein k
Exons: 8
Coding region: 132-719 (195 amino acids)
Source: RefSeq, a predicted model, not a curated record